Messenger RNA from Chinchilla lanigera (long-tailed chinchilla), 2176 nucleotides. It is a transcript of the gene Ung, whose product is annotated as uracil DNA glycosylase. Gene Ontology annotation, molecular function: uracil DNA N-glycosylase activity. The record is from RefSeq and is a predicted model, not a curated record. Gene Ontology annotation, biological process: base-excision repair, AP site formation via deaminated base removal; base-excision repair. Gene Ontology annotation, cellular component: mitochondrion; nucleus. The coding region runs from base 209 to 1150 and encodes 313 amino acids. The transcript is spliced from 7 exons. NCBI's taxonomy places the organism in Eukaryota, Metazoa, Chordata, Mammalia, Rodentia, Chinchillidae.
AAUGAAAAAGUAGGCCCUCCAGCAUUGCUCACGCCCAAACUCGCCCAACCUUGCCCUAGGGGCCGUGCGGACCGCCCCUCCUGCGCUUGCGCACUGGGCCCUCCACCGCCCUCCGCCACGACCCUCCCCACUCGGAGCAUGCGCGGAGCGCUUGGCGCCAAUUCCAAGUCCCUGGGCGGCGCGCGUUCGCUCUCUGCUCGGCUCCGGGAUGAUCGGCCAGAAAACUCUCUACUCCUUCUUCUCCCCGAGCCCCGCCAGAAAACGACGUGCCUGCAGUCCCGAGCCGGCCGACCCAAGGGCCGGCGUGGCGGCCGUAGCUGAAGAGAACGGCGAUGUGACGGCCAGCCCCGCCAAGAAGGCCCGGGCCGGGCAGGACGAGCCCGGCACGCCGCCCUCCUCGCCGCUGAGCGCUGAGCAACUGGACCGCAUCCAGAGAAACAAGGCCGCGGCGCUGCUCAGACUCGCAGCCCGGAACGUGCCCGUGGGCUUCGGGGACAGCUGGAAGAAGCACCUGAGCGGAGAGUUCGGGAAGCCGUACUUCAUAAAGCUAAUGGGAUUUGUUGCAGAAGAAAGAAAACAUUACACUGUUUAUCCACCCCCACACCAAGUCUUCACCUGGACCCAAAUGUGUGACAUACGAGAUGUGAAAGUUGUCAUCCUGGGACAGGAUCCUUAUCACGGACCCAGUCAAGCUCACGGGCUCUGCUUUAGCGUGCAAAGACCUGUUCCACCCCCGCCCAGUUUGGAAAACAUCUAUAAAGAGCUGUCGACAGACAUAGAUGGCUUUGUUCAUCCUGGCCAUGGAGAUUUAUCUGGGUGGGCUAAACAAGGUGUCCUCCUGCUCAAUGCUGUCCUCACUGUCCGGGCUCAUCAGGCCAACUCACAUAAGGAGAGAGGCUGGGAGCAGUUCACUGACGCCGUCGUGUCCUGGCUCAAUCAGAACUUGAACGGCCUCGUUUUCUUGCUCUGGGGCUCUUACGCUCAGAAGAAGGGAAGUGCCAUCGACAGGAAGCGGCACCAUGUCCUGCAGACUGCUCAUCCCUCCCCGUUGUCUGUGUAUAGAGGAUUCUUCGGCUGUCGACAUUUUUCUAAAGCCAAUGAGCUGCUGCGGAAGUCUGGCAAGAAGCCCAUUGACUGGAGUGACCUGUGACUCCACAGAGUGCAGUGGUCAUCUCCUGGGGUGAUUUUUUUGAGGCACCGCUGUUGAAGAUUUGUCAGUCACAAAGUUACUGAAAACUUCUGUGCUGCGGAGCACCCUGCUUAAUAAUGAGAGAAAGUUUCCAUAAUGCAGCUAAGGACCAGGCUGUCCUGGAUGGCAGCUUUAUCCAGCCAGAAGUAGGUAGCAAAGAUACCCUUUAACCGCUUUUGUGUAUUUGAGUUGUCCUCCAAUCAAGGCAGAGGUGGCUUGGUGAAAAACAUGCACAUUUCUCACAAGACAGCUGAGGUCAAAUAUUUCCUUGGUCCGCCUCAUCUCCUUUAGCCUUACGGUUAAAAGGGGAGCUAAGCACCUUUUUGAUACUUCCUCCCAUAGUUUGGUGCUUGCAGCUAGUUUAGAUUCAUAGGUUACAAGGUGUUGUGUUUUUGCUUAGAACCUCCCUGUUCCAUCUUUCAAGGAGUCCCAGAUCCCUCCCUGGAGAAACCUUGAAGAUGUUUUGUAAGCCUCUAGAAAUCUGGACCUGAAAUUGGGAGUCAGUUGUAGUAGAGGCCAGUAUUCCUGACAGUUGUCCUUGAUGUGAGCCUUCACUGACCAGCAGGCUAAAAACCACAACCAGCUGGGUCUUUCUCCCGUUCUUUGGGUGCUUCCUGGAGUAGUAAGUGGUGGAAGUCAAACAAAGAUGGAGAGGGUUUUGUUUUGAGUGAGGGAUGUUUCUCUCCCACUACUGAUGGAGGUUAGAGUGGGGUAAGGCAGCGCAGGCUGCCCAGUGCUGUUUGUUUUGUUUUAAUGGACUGAAAUCACUUGGAGAUUUAUUUUUUUUUCUAACACUGGUAAAUUUAACUUUUUUAUAAAGUACUUACACAGAUACAUAUAUUUUUUUUAAAUUCUUUUUUUUUUAAAAGACUGUCUUUACUAGGUCUGUACCCCUGAGCCGGAUGUGAUGGAGACUGUUUUUGUUGUUAGAAGGGUUAAAAAGUUAACCCUGUACACAUGGAAUAAUAAAAAAUUGUUGAAGUUUCA